Messenger RNA from Mauremys mutica (yellowpond turtle), 2784 nucleotides. Its product is annotated as small nuclear ribonucleoprotein F-like. The transcript is spliced from 2 exons. The record is from RefSeq and is a predicted model, not a curated record. Bases 2512 to 2772 code for a protein of 86 amino acids. Lineage: Eukaryota; Metazoa; Chordata; Testudines; Geoemydidae. Gene Ontology annotation, cellular component: U1 snRNP; catalytic step 2 spliceosome. Gene Ontology annotation, molecular function: RNA binding. Gene Ontology annotation, biological process: spliceosomal snRNP assembly; mRNA splicing, via spliceosome.
CUUAAAUUAGCCAAUUUUGAUGUAGCUUUUUGAAGGUAUGUUCUAUUUAAUAUUUGUAAUAUGGCUUAGGUAUCAGAAAAGUAUGCGAAUUGUACAUAUUAGCCUUAAAGAUUUUAAGGUUAAUGUUGCUUGCAAAACCAUCACCAAAAUAAUAUAGUAGCUACACAUAAAUGUUCAAGUGUAUGUAAAUAGGAAUGUAAGGUUUUCUACUGAGAGUAGUCACCAUUUAGAAAUUCAGUAUUAUCAUAGAAAGGAAGCAGCAGUGUCCAAACAUGCAUAGUAUGACCCAGAAAUCCAUGAUCACGUCAGGGCAACUAUAGCAUUUCUUGUUUGCGUCAGGAAACAUCUAGCACACACUUGAGGCACUAUUUAAAAUAAAUGUGAAUUGAAAUGCAUGGGGCAUCUUGUAAAGAAGUGAUGUUAGUUGCAGAGGCAUGCUGAAGAUGCAGACAUGGUGCUGCUAAUGGAUUAACCUCUGGUUAAUUUUUUUCUGAUUUUAUUUAUUUAUUAACAGAUCCAUAUAACAGAAAUGGCAUAGAACUCAUUUCACAACUUAAACAGUAUUAUACAGAAUUAUAAAUUGGCCCAUCUAAGUCACUAAAGAUGUAUUGAUAAGACCUGUUACAAGUUGCAUUCUCCAACUUUGUGGUGUUUAUCAUGUAUUGUGUUUGAUGCGUUUCUACUCUUUGUCUUUAUCGUCUGUCUUAUCAGUUGGUAGCGUUGGUUACAGUCUUUCAUUAUCUCAUGUUUAAGUCCAAACAUCUGUUUUUCUUACAUUUCGAGAUAUAACCUAUUUGUUAGUUUUCCUAUCAUAACUCUGUGAUAUUAAGCUUUUUCUCCUUUUCCUCCUAACUUCCUUAUUUUAUUAUCUUACUUUUUGAGUUUAAUUUUGACUGUUGAAGGGAUUUUUCCUUCUUUAGUAAUCAAAGUUCUCAAACUACCAGGUUUAGUGAUGGACAAUGACUUUCCUUCAGUAAGCGCCAAAAAGGUGUACCAGCCUUGUAAGUUCUCUCUUUUCCUUCCCUGCUGUAGAACUCUGACUGGAUGAGUUAGUUUUUCUAGUACCAGAAUAUCUCACAGUUUGAUACUAGUCUAUAGUUUUAGGGGAGUCACUCCUCUUCCAUCAUCUGACUAUGGUAAUUCUAGCAGCAAAUAGGAGAUGAGUGUUCAGUUCUUUAAGGCUUUCACAAGACAGAUUUUUUUAGGACAAUUUAAUGAAAAUACUGAGAGGCUAUCUGACAGCUGACCCCCUGUUAUCACCCUUAUGACGUCUCCAACAGUUUUUCAAAAUGUCUUAAUUUUUUAGAUUGUCCAUAAUAUGGAGAAAUUCUCCGGUCCCUGUGCCAUAAAUUUGUUUCAAUUUAAGGGGAGUAAAACACAACUAAUUUUAAUGUAAUUUUCUUUUAUUAAUGUAUUUGUUGAAUUGUGGGAACCCAUUGCCCCUUAUGUUCUACAUUCCUUAAUUUUGGUGUCUAUGCCUAACCAUAACAUUUUGGAUUUUGACUAAUGUCCAGGUCUGUUAUAUUUUCUUAAUCCAAGGGGUAAUAUUACAUGUCUUGACAUCAUUUAGAAAUGUGUAUUCCUCUGUAUUUUAUUAAAGUAAUUACCCAUUUGUAUGUAUCUUUGAUAGCUUUCUGUAGCUCAGAGCCCACACCUCCAUUAAAUCCUGACACUUUGUCAAAUUUUAAGAUUUCUCCUUGGAAUUCUACUAGUAUGUGAGCUGGAUUUGGCUUAAUAAAAAAAAAGCCAUAACAUUGGCUGCAUAUAAGGCUAAUUUGUGUUCCCUUUUUCCUAUUGUAAUUCUGUAUGUUAUAGGGUUAUCUCUGAUUGGGUAAACAACUCCAUUAAAAUGGCAAAAAGAGGAUAUAAUGGGCACCCUAAGUUUGUGCCUCUAAAAAGUGAGUGUCCAAUUUUGAAACUUGGGGCCCAAAACAAAUGUAUCUAGAGUAUCUUUUAAGAACUGCCCAUUAACCUUGUCCAAAGCUUUCUCUGCAUUUAGUGAUAAAAAAAGAUGAGGCUUAUUGGUAGAAUCUGCAAAGAUCAGGUCUAAAAUUGUGAAGGGGGUACAGUAGUCUGGAAAGAUUGAGAGCCACUGGUUUAGACAAUCUUUGGUUCGAGAUCCCUUCAUCCGUGAACAUCUCUCAAAACACUAUGAUGGACUGACUUUCUGAAGCAUGGGUUCUGCCUCCACAAUAAACUAUGGUUCUCUUUAUAUCCAGAUUAUGGGGAUCUGCUUCCUUGAACACAUCUUCUCAUGAAGGAAGGAAGCUGGCAGAGUAAAAACUUGAUUCCCUUGAAAUUCAGAAACUGCUGGGGGAGGUAUGUGGGGGAAUACAGAUAAUACUGUGGUGCGCUGAGAAUGGCAUUGGAAAUGCAAGCUAUCCCCUCAUGAGCACGAGUGUGUGGAGUGGUUCCCAAUCCUACUUUCAGGCUAGAAGACUCUGUAGCAAAAUGUGCAGUCCAGGCCAGUCUGGAAAGAACCAUCUUAAUACAAGAUGAGGCCGCGUUACCAUGAGCUUGCCCCUGAACCCCAAGCCCUUCCUGAACGGGCUGACCAGGAAGCCGGUGAUGGUGAAGCUGAAGUGGGGGAUGGAGUACAAGGGCUACCUGGUGUCUGUCGACGGCUACAUGAACAUGCAGCUUGCAAACACAGAAGAAUACAUCGAUGGUGCAUUGUCAGGACACCUUGGUGAAGUUCUGAUAAGGUGUAACAAUGUCCUGUACAUCAGAGGAGUAGAAGAAGAAGAAGAAGAUGGGGAAAUGAGAGAAUAAGUUUGUAUAUUU